AUGCAGAAAGCCUCCAGGAGGUCGACUCGGUCGCGAAUAUCCAAGGCUUGCGACCGUUGUCGUCGACAGAAGCUCAAGUGUGACUCAGUUCGUCCGUGUGUACUAUGCACUCGUGCUGGUCACAAAUGCGAGACAACCACAGCAUCACGUCGUCGUGUUUCUGAAUAUCAGGCACCGGCCACCCCAGCGGCUUCCGCCGGAUCUGAUACACCGCAGGUUUUACCGAGAAGAGCGUCCGAGGACCACCAACAAUAUGCCACUGGUACUUCAGCGAUUGGUUUCGCCAGACAGGUUUAUAACGAGGAGGAGACAGGACGGACCUUGACUGAAGCUGCUGUGCCGGGUGAUGUUGGCAUGGUGGGUGCUGAUAACUCACUAUGGGGUCUGAAAGAGACACCCAUGCCCCCAACGACUGUGAUGCUUGCAUUGAUCAACGCCUACUUUGACCGAAUGCAGUGGUUUAUUUUGGUACUUCACGAGCCCUCAUUUAGAGAAAUGGCCCAGCCAAUCAUCUCUCAGCAUCAAUGGCAACGCCGGGAUCUUGGUGCAGUCAUGACGGUGCUUGCUGUCGCUGUUAUCAGUUUACAAUCAGUCCUCCCCGACGCGGAUUGGCCUGGUCAUAUCCUUCUAUCCAGGCAUUCAAUUGAUGCCCAGGAUUUGCUGAACAAAUUUCUGACAGAGAUUCGUUCCCGUGUGCUUGACAUCUUGGAAGACCGCCGUAUAGAAGGGGUGCAAGUCUGUCUUCUACUCUGUUGCUAUUACAUGUUCCACAGCUCUCCAAAUAUGGCCUGGACCACGUGUGGCAUGGCUUUCAGAGCUGCAUAUGCCCUCAAUCUCCAAGAAACAAGCACAUCGUCGCUGCCUUCUAUCGCUAAUGAGACACGCUCUCGUUGCUGGAACCAGAUCAUCGUUUCGGAUACAUUCUGCUCCAUUCUCUAUGGGCGCCCUGCUUCUCUGCCUUCGGCCAACGUUCGUCAUCUACAGCUCGUCGACGACUUGGGCUUUGACCACUCACUGCUAAGUAAUCUAUCGGUGGAGAAUAGCGACGGAAUAACGUCGCGCGCCCCAUUUCACGUCUUAAAGACAGAUGUGUAUGCGAUUGCUCGCGAAAUUCUUAUCCGCUUCCGUCGGCUUGACCUGACAUCUGGUAUAGAGGAACAGAACCUGGAAGCUAUCAUUCGUAUUACCGAGGAGUCGAACGCUCUUCUCACUGACUGGUGGAAAGCCGUCCCGAGGUUAUAUGACUUUGACUAUUGGAAAGCAGAUGGUCGCUGGGAAACCGUUGAAGGGCAGCUGCAAACGCUGCCCCCUCAAGCAAGGCAGCAGGUGGAGACAAUCUAUCUACAGGCUGCUGUUCUUCAGUUGACGUAUGAUGGCAUGGUCAUACAAGCAAAUAGACCGCUGUUGGAGCGAAGAAUCAACAGGCUAACAUCUUCGCGGGCAAUCAUGGAUGCGAUGCAUAGGGCGCUAGACCGAGCCACAGCUGCUGCCCUUCGCAUAUCUCGUGUGCCAGUUCACACAUUAAAGAAUCACUUCGCUAUAGCAGUUGUAUCCAUGACAAAAUUUACUGCUGGUGUGAUACUGUGCAUACCUCCAACUGUGAAGCCUUUAACAGCCACCGCUCACGAGGCAAAGGAUGGGGUGGUAAGAAUAAUUCGCGCUAGUCGAAGUCUCAAGAGCCACGAUCGAAUAGCAAGGCAAACUGAACAGCUUCUGACGGAGCUGCUGAAAGUUACCACCCAGCGCGAGAUAUCACAUGCCUUGGCUGAUAAUAUCGAAACAAAUUGCCCUUCUGACACGCGAUUGACCGGUUCUGGGGUUGACGGCCCCUCGAAUGACUCCUUGAGUGCAGGGCGCUCCAGGAUAAUUCACGGACCCGCAGCGCAGGCCGCUGUAGAUCCUGUCCAGGGUACCUGGGACACAGACUAUAAUGCCCCCCCUGCCGUAAUGGGACCAUAUGAUUUCCUCCCUGCCCAGGCCUUUCAACAGCUGGACGAUACGUUUGGUGCAUUUGGAGAAUCCAUGUUUAACCUGGUCCCUGAUGAUCAAAACAGUACGUGGAACUGGGGCCGAACAUUUCCCUAG
Molecule: messenger RNA, 2085 nt
Organism: Aspergillus vadensis CBS 113365
Lineage: Eukaryota; Fungi; Ascomycota; Eurotiomycetes; Eurotiales; Aspergillaceae
Product: Zn(II)2Cys6 transcription factor
Exons: 3
Coding region: 1-2085 (694 amino acids)
Biological process (GO): DNA-templated transcription; regulation of DNA-templated transcription
Molecular function (GO): DNA binding; zinc ion binding; DNA-binding transcription factor activity, RNA polymerase II-specific
Source: RefSeq, a predicted model, not a curated record